AUGGUGAGCGGUGUGAUAUUUAUACUUUUGCUAAGAACAUUUGCGCUAUGGCGAUGCUUAAUUACAACAUUUUUACUAAUUCUUAGCGUCGUUAUAUGGGUAUUAUUCGAGUGUUCACGUAAAAAGCUUGAAUUAACACCAGCUGUGCCACUUGUUAAAGGACAAAAACAUUUAGAAUUGGAUGAAACGCAAAGAAGCAAAGGUUCACAAAUUACAGCUUCAAAUGUAAAAAACCCAUUAAAGCCACUUAAAAUUUCAUUACCGGAAGCUACAGAAGAAAGUGAACCUAAACCAAUAGCAGCAUCAUUAAAAUGUGGUCGAACACAAGCCUCUCAUACAAUACCAAUUUUACCUUCUGACGAUACAAUAAAACAUGUAGAAUCGUUACCGGAAAGUUCAGAAUAG
This is a messenger RNA of Brugia pahangi, 405 nucleotides long. Lineage: Eukaryota; Metazoa; Nematoda; Chromadorea; Rhabditida; Onchocercidae. The record is from the annotation of a GenBank genome assembly.